Messenger RNA from Strongylocentrotus purpuratus (purple sea urchin), 1249 nucleotides. RefSeq lists its product as uncharacterized. The record is from RefSeq and is a predicted model, not a curated record. The coding region runs from base 178 to 825 and encodes 215 amino acids. The transcript is spliced from 3 exons. Lineage: Eukaryota; Metazoa; Echinodermata; Echinoidea; Camarodonta; Strongylocentrotidae.
UCAAUCCCGAUGCCGCCGCUCAAGCCGCAUCGCCUCUGACCACGCAACUAUUUUUCAUUUCUUCAAGUUUUAGCCGAGGAUGCAACUUUUGGGAUAUAGACUUGGAAUAUUUCAGGUAUUCAUGAGGACAAACUUGGGAGAAGGAAAAUCAACAUAGAGUAAUUUGCGCGUUUUGAGAUGGCGACAAGCGAGUUUCCACAAAACGGGCAGAGGAAGUAUUUGGCGAACCCCCGCAACCAUGGUGCGUGGAGCCCCGCUCAACCCGAAAACAUCAACAACAACAACGAUGGCGGGGCUGGCCGGUCUUCGUCUGCCACGUCGCGGCGCGAUCCAAGGGUCCAUCCCGUAAACGAUCAGGGGCAGUUAGUAGAUCCGGAAAGGCAGGGCGAGGAGAGAGGAACAAGAACCCGCAAUGGAAAUGGAAAGUGGUUUUGCUGCGUGUGCGGUAUCGUGAUCACUAUCUUGAUCGUCAUCAGCAUCGUCGUCGUCGUUGUAGUCUUGUGGGCAGUGACAGGUUUCCAGUUUGGCUCGUCAGCAGCACCCGUCACCGCACCUACAACAGUGGUAGCAACAGCAACAACGACUGCCAUCCCUGCGACGUUUGAUACAAUAAUGGCAACCAAUGAAGACGUGACUGCAGAAAUAGUGACAUUUGACAUGACGACCAUGGACUCAAUGGUGAGUCAGACAGGUGAGACCAACACGUGGGCGACGACGGGUGAGACCAACACGUGGGCGACGACGGGUGAGACCAACACGUGGGCAACGACGGAUGAGACCAACACGUGGGCGACGACGGAUGAGGCUACGUCAACAAUCAAUUAAACUAAAUAUUUCAAAUCCUGGAAAAAAAUAUGAUGCAUUCCAUUGGAUAAAGAAGAUUUUAAUUCAUGAUUAUCCGCGGGUGUAUUUUUAAACUCAUAUUGAUUACCUCUGCGUAAGGCCGUUUACGUACUGCUACUAGUGGUUCUGGUCGUUGCUCCUUUAUUCCCGGAUCUCAAAGGGUUCGAAUGGGGGAACGUAUAUAGUGGAAGGGGAGGGGAUAAUGGGCAUAGCCUUCAUAGCUGUAUUCAACACGCCAUCGAUGUUUAAAAAUUGAAGAGAAAAUAAUAUUCUACAUUCCGUCUUAGCAUAAAAAUGUUUUAAAAAAAUGUUUCUUACAAUAGUGUGAUAACGUUAUUUGAGAAGGUAUGGAGCAAAAUUUAAGAAACAAAAGAAGAAGAAGAAGAAAAAAGAAAAGAAAGAAGAA